Messenger RNA from Ipomoea triloba (trilobed morning glory), 1290 nucleotides. Its product is annotated as patatin-like protein 1. The transcript is spliced from 7 exons. Gene Ontology annotation, biological process: lipid metabolic process. The record is from RefSeq and is a predicted model, not a curated record. Gene Ontology annotation, molecular function: glycerophospholipase activity; monoacylglycerol lipase activity. Bases 17 to 1213 code for a protein of 398 amino acids. NCBI's taxonomy places the organism in Eukaryota, Viridiplantae, Streptophyta, Magnoliopsida, Solanales, Convolvulaceae.
AAGUUAAUCAUUUCGAAUGGCAUCCAACAGGAACUCUCAGAAAUUUAUUACAAUUCUUAGCAUUGAUGGAGGUGGUAUUAGAGGGAUCAUUCCUGCUACUAUUCUUGCUUUCCUUGAAGCCCAACUUCAAGAAUUGGACGGUAAAAAUGUAAGAAUCUGCGACUACUUCAACGUGAUUGCUGGAACGAGCACCGGAGGAUUGGUGACCGCCAUGUUAACAGCUCCAGAUAAAAACAAGCGUCCACUUUUUGCUGCCAAAGACAUUCUGCCAUUUUACAAAGAACACGGUCCUAAGAUUUUUCCACAAGGAGGCGGUCUGUUUGGAUCCAUCAGAGGAGGUUUGGAAUUGUUGGAAGGUCCCAAAUAUGACGGUAAAUACCUCCACAAAGUUCUUCAAGAAAGGCUUGGACAAACUCGUCUUCAUCAAACUUUGACUCGAGUUGUCAUCCCCACCUUCGACAUCAAGAACUUUCAACCACUUGUGUUCACUAACUGCGAGGCGGAGGAUUCUCCCCAGUUGGACGUUAAAUUGUCAGACAUAUGCAUAGGUAGUUCUGCAGCUCCAACAUAUUUUCCUGCUCACUAUUUUGAAAACAGUGAUGAUAAAGGCAACACGUUUGAGUUCAACCUCAUCGACGGCGGCGUCUGCGCUAACAAUCCGACUCUGGUUGCGAUCAGCACAGUGACGCAAAGAAUGGCGAGGAAAGACAAUCCAGAUUUCGCGGGAACCAAUCCUAUGGACUGCCAACGCUUCCUCGUACUUUCCUUAGGCACAGGAUCUUCUAAAUAUUCUCAGAAAUACACUGCAAAAAUGGCGGCCAACUGGGGCAUCAUCGGAUGGUUGACUCACGGCGACGGCAACCCUUUGAUCGAUGUUUUCUCCGAUGCCAGCUCCGACAUGGUGGAUUAUCACAUCUCCACCAUUUUCCACUCCCUCGAUGCCGGAGACAACUACCUCCGAAUUCAAGUGGAUUCUUUAGAAGGAGAUGUGGCCUCGGUUGAUGUGACGACGGAGGAGAACUUGAAGAAACUGGAAGAAGUUGGGCAAAACUUGCUGAAGAAAAGUGUUUCCAAAUUGGAUCUUUUGACUGGACAGUAUAAGCCUAAUGACGCUCGUGGGACAAAUGAAGAAGCCUUGAAAAGGUUUGCGAAAGUGCUAUCAGAGAAUAGGAAAAAUCGCUUAAAGAAUGAAGCCAAAUUCAGUAAAAUGUGAAAUGUCAAGUAUUCAAUUCAGUUUUUCUUGUAUUGUUGUUGGUUGUUAUAAUUAUAAAAAUGACGAUUUAAUAUUUA